AUGGCGACCGCAUACCAGACAUAUGUUCCUCAGGGACAGGGACAACAGCCUACCCAGACUAUUCAAGUCAAACCUUCAAUUUCAAAAUGGUGGUGGAUCAGCUUCCUAAUAACGUCGCUUAUUACUUUCGCUGUUGGCGGCGGGCUGUUAGGCGUGGGAAUGGCUUCGUACGAUGGGAGCUCUGGGUCGGAGACGACGUAUGGAGACAUGAUAUCUGGCGGUUUCGCGUGUUUAGGGAUAGGAGCGUUCUUCAACAUCUUGUUCUGGAUCUUUUGGGCAAUUUGGUUUAGGCGUCACCGACGCAAUCAUCGCCAACAACAACAGCAUACGAUUGUGUAUCUCGAUGCUGCUGGCCAGCCAUACGCCACUGUUACUACUCCGCAAACAUUCCCACAGUCACCUACAAACUAUCCUCCGACGCAGUAUCCGGCUACGACAAAAUAUCCCGCCGUCAAUUAUCCUCCGGCGAAUGCUGUGUCUCCGCAGGCUGCGACCCCACAGGCUGUCACUCCACAGCCUAUAAGGUAUACAGGGGCAGAGCUUGGUUCAAUUGCGCCGCAGCCCACGGAACUCGCGUUACAAGAGCCACCGCACAUCACAAGCAUCGAGCUGGCGGCUCAACAGCGGGCAGAAAUGGCUGCCAGCCCGGUCCCACUCUAUACUCAACGGUCGAAUGAAAGAACGACGGGGAUGGAGAAACGUAGCGGGUAUGACGCGGCCGAAGAGAUGCGCCGGCCCAGGGAAGAGGGCCAGAAGAAUGUACAAGGCCCCGAGCAUCCAGAUACUCUUUCAAGUAUGCAUCGCCCUGUACCCGUGACCCCAUUACCAGCGUCUCCCGCGAAGAUCGCUGAGAUCGAUACGGCCAUCGCUGCCACCGACGGGCUCGUCUCAGGCAUCGACAGCGUCAUCCAGGCGGAUUUCGACUACAUCUCGGGGUCAUGGGGCAGCGAAGAGAUCCUCGUCCUGGACAAGGCAGCUAUCAGCGAACUGCUGUAUAAAGUGCUCCAGGAUGACCAGACCGCCGGCUUUCGCAGCCGCGACUUCGUCACCCACGAGGGAGACAAUCAGAGGCCGCCUUAUGUACAGGUCGUCUCUAGCGGCGGGACGUUUCGUCCGUAUCGGAUCGCGAAGCGCCAAGAUGGCCGACUCGUCCUCUAUGGACAUGCGGCUCUAUAUCGAGCCAAGCGUGCGUUGGACCGUGCGAAGAACCCGUCCGCCACCCCGUCAGGAGCAGACUUGAUCACCGAGCUCAUUGACAUCGGUCAUGCGGAGGGAGCAUUGCUUGGUCCCAGGGGAUCGGCACUAUGGGGGCACGUCAGGUCGAUCGGCUCGGCGCUGAACCAUGCUGGAGGUAAGAAGCUAAUGCUGCAGGCGCACGAAGCUGUUCGUGACAAACUUGGAGCCAUCCGUGCCCGUGAGUUGGAAGUUGCUUGGGGUGGGGUCGGCGACUGGCUUGGGUAG
Molecule: messenger RNA, 1461 nt
Organism: Penicillium cosmopolitanum
Lineage: Eukaryota; Fungi; Ascomycota; Eurotiomycetes; Eurotiales; Aspergillaceae
Exons: 1
Coding region: 1-1461 (486 amino acids)
Source: RefSeq, a predicted model, not a curated record